Helianthus annuus (common sunflower) is the source of this 1280-nucleotide messenger RNA. Its product is annotated as flavonol 3-sulfotransferase. Gene Ontology annotation, molecular function: sulfotransferase activity. The record is from RefSeq and is a predicted model, not a curated record. The transcript has a single exon. Bases 11 to 1000 code for a protein of 329 amino acids. Lineage: Eukaryota; Viridiplantae; Streptophyta; Magnoliopsida; Asterales; Asteraceae. Gene Ontology annotation, biological process: sulfation. Gene Ontology annotation, cellular component: cytoplasm.
CUUCAUCAUCAUGUCAAAUGCACCAAGAACAGAAGAAGAUGCAGAGUACAAAAAGCUCUGCGAGAACCACAAACACUUGAUAGAAACACUACCCAAAUGCAAUGGAUGGUGGACACCACACCUACAUAACUACAAUGGCUUCUGGUUAAGCCCUGAUAUCCUAAAAGCCAACUUGCUUCUACAUACCUAUUUCAAAUCACACCCUACCGACAUCUUCUUGGCCUCCUUCAUGAAGUCCGGAACCACCUGGCUUAAAGCUCUUGUGUUCUCUACCCUUAACCGCCACUGCUACACCUUCUCCGACCACUAUCUUCACAAGCACAACCCGCAUAGCGCCUUUUCGCCACUAGACGCUGAAUCCUACCCUAUUACCGACUUCACUAACUCAUCGACUCCUCGAGUCUUCUCUACCCAUUUCACCCGCACUAUGUUACCAGCUUGCAUGAGCUCUUGCAAGUUUGUCUACGUCUGUAGGGACCCGAAAGACGUAUUGAUUUCCAUGUGGCAUUUCAUGAACAAAAUUAGAUCCAAAGAUCUACCUCCUCUUUCGUUGGAUGAAGCGUUUGAGCUUUUCUGCCUCGGUGUGUCAGACUAUGGGCCAUUCUGGGAACAAGUUCUGUCAUACUGGAGUGCUAGCUUGGAAUAUCCGGACAAGAUUUUGUUCUUGAAGUACGAGGAUAUGAAGAAAGAGCCGGAGGUAGUAGUGAAGAAACUGGCAGCUUUUGUGGGGAAGCCGAUAACGGUGGAAGAAGAGGAGAAAGGGGUGGUGAGGGAGAUAGUUAAGUUGUGUAGCUUUGAGAAUUUGAGUAAUCUAGAGGUAAACAAGGAAGGUUUCGAAAAGUUUGGUAGGCUGGUGAACAUAGAGAAGCGAGAUUUCUUCAGAAAAGGAGUGAUUGGAGAUUGGAAAAACUAUUUGACCAAGGAGAUGAAAGAACGUAUUGAUGGAAUCACUGCUCAGAAGUUCAAGGGUUCGGGUUUGAUCUUUACUGCAACAGGUUGAGGUCAUGAAUGGCUACUUCAUAUUACCCCGAUUAUGAUAUCAGUAUCAUUGUAGCGUAAAGAUUUGUGCUUCCAACAUGUUGUUGUUGAAGAAUAAUAUGAACUUCAUGUUUGUAUUGGAAGUCGAUCUAGUAGAGCGAGUCUUUAAGCAGUGGCUUAAUAACUGAAGGUUGUUACUACUUUGUUUUGUGUUUCUGUGUCUGUUUUUAGUCUGGGUCAAUGUACUCGCUAUAUAAUCCAUAUUUAUGAAUUGAAUAACGAAACAUUUCUUAGAAAAAAAA